Molecule: messenger RNA, 2919 nt
Organism: Cuscuta epithymum
Lineage: Eukaryota; Viridiplantae; Streptophyta; Magnoliopsida; Solanales; Convolvulaceae
Source: the annotation of a GenBank genome assembly
CAUAUACUAACUGCGGUUAUUAACUGCGAUGUCUCUACAUAUAGGCUUUACCUUAGCCUCGUAAUAUUAACAGUUUAUAUAUAUAACCAUGUGACCUAGUUGGGGAAUUACUUUUCCUGACAAAAACUAAAGAAAAACAAGAGGAGAGAAACUAGCAACUGAGUUGAACAAUCGGUGAUGUGAGGAGGAGUUACGAUUCCAGCCUAGUCAUAUUCCGAUUCAACAGAUUCUUCACAAUAAAGUCAGUACGUUUCCACCCCAUUUUAGUAUAAUUUCCGUCCCCGUUUCCUGUUAUGUUAUGGGGAUGAUGAACACCGUUUAGCCUUAGAGAUGUUUUGUGUGAUCUAAAAAUGUGUUCUUCAAAUUUAUAACAAUUAUUGAUUUAUAGUAAUUACAUUUUUAUUCAAUCUGAAGGUCAACUGGAAAUGAAGUAUAAUUAACCCCGAAAAAUGAAUAAUAUGAAAAUUAAUGAUUUAAUUACGAGAGUACAUGUUGUCCAGCCGUUAAUAUUUACUGGAAAUUUAUAAUAUGAAUGGAAUAUAUAUUAUACUAGUAAUAGAUUUAGAUAUGAAUGCAAGAAUUAUGUGAUGUAAGCUACGUAGUACCAAUUUAUGAAAUAACUAAAUGCUAUUUAGCGAGUGUUUAUUAUGUACGAAUCAGCCAAAAUUAAGAAUAAUAAUUUCAGAUAUUAUUAAGUGAUAAGUGAUCCUUUAAAUUUAAUCUAGCUAUAUAUUUAGGGUUAAAGGAUUACAUGUUUAUACACCAAGCUCCUAAGAACAUGCACUCGUAUUAAAUGUAUCUACUUGUUAUAUGUAUAAAUACACAUAUGAACUAAUACGGAAGUCUCAAAAGUACCGAUUUUUACAUGCAUGCACAUACUUAUUAAGUGUUAUGUACACAUAAUAGAAGUGGGGUGUACAUAUAUACAUGCAUGCUAAUAUGCUAUGCUAACAUCCAUAUAGGACAUAUGUGUAUUGCUGGGUAUAAGCAGUAAGUAUAUACAUAUACAUGUAUAUCUGUGUGCCACUAAUGUAAUAGAUAUUCCAUGUAUUGAGUGCUAAAUAAUCCUUCGAGAGUUCGAGUUAGAUCUCGCUAUACAAAGAAAGAGUUAAAAAUACGGAUAUGUGAUUAUAUUAAUAAUGAAUUUAAUAGCUGUUAAUAUAUGUAAUAUGUACAUAAAGUAUAACAUAUGUACGUAGGUAGAAUAUGCAUGUACUAAUACUCGAUUAGGUUGUAUGCAGUGGAGGAGUUAGGGGGGGGGGGGGCAAGGGGGGGCAAGCGCCCCCGCUCCGACUAAUUUUUUUUACUAGUAUUACUUAUAAUAUGUUUCUUGCCCCGGCUUCUUUAUUUAAAAACAAUAAGUACAACUUAAGGUUAUUUUAAGAUGAAGUGUUAAAAUAAAUAAAAAAGUAUUUUCAGAAAAAAUAAAAAAAAUGAAAUAUAGAAUAAAAGGGGAUUAAUGAGUCAAUGAGACAAAUGAGCAUCUAGUCUAAGUAAAAAAAACGGGCAUAAGUAGAAAAAUGAAAGAAAAAAAAACAAUUCUAAAGCCCAAGCCACCUAGGCAAUCCCAAAGCCUAAGCCCAAAAAUGAAAAAAAUAACAAUUCAAAACGUAAUCACUAAGGUCUAAAGCCAUUGUGUGGGUUAAAAAUUCAAAGCUUCAUUAACAAAAGAUCUAGGCAGUCGGCAAUCCCUUCCCACUCCGCCAAAAAAAAUGAAUCGAGCAGUUGAGAACGCAGGCAGGCAGCGAACGUGAGAACUGAGAAGCAGCAUCGCCCGCUCCCUCUCCGACUGUACUCCCCAACAGAAAUCUACCUUCCUUCUCCAGUUCUCCCCAUUUGUUCUCAGAUUCUGCAAUUUUCAAGAGUAUGAGACUAUGAGUUGAUGGAUAAAUUGGUUGAAAAAAUGGAGGAGCCCACUUGAUGAAGAAGGUAUUGGGAUUGACGAAUAUGUUGUCACAUUUCUUGCAACAAAAAGAUCAGAACAUUCUUGAGGCUGUGAGCUUGAUUAAAAGUACUAAAGAGAAGUUCCAAGAUUUGAGAGAAAGUGGAUGGGAAGAGCUAUUAGAAGAUGUCAGUAAAUUUUGUGUGAAGAAUAAAAUUGACAUUCUAAACAUGGAAGAUACAACUCAUUGUUCUAGACGCGUUCGCCAUCCGGUAACAAAUUAUCAUCACUUUCAAGCUGAUAUUUUUUAUCAGGUUAUAGACCAGGUCAAUCUGGAAAUGGAGAAUCGCUUUAGUGAGUCAAAUACAGAUUUACUCGCUUGUUUAGCUUGCCUUGAUCCUAAAGAUAAAUUUUCCAAUUUCUGUGAGUCAAAGCUACUCAGUCUUGCGGAGUUAUAUUCAUCUGAUUUUUCAGCUGUUGAGCAAAUGGAGCUUAAAGAACAACUCCAAGUUUGGAUAUAUGAGAUGAGAGAAAAUGAAGCAUUUUCCACUUUACAAAGUAUUGGUGAAGUGUCUAAGAAGAUGGUUGAGCUUACAAUUCACAAAUCUUUUCACUUGGUCUAUCGUCUUAUUGAGUUGGCUCUAGUGUUACCAGUUGCAACAGCCACAGUUGAAAGAGCUUUCUCAGCGAUGAAUAUUAUCAAGACAGAUCUUCGCAAUAAGAUGGGAGAUGACUAUCUUACGGAUUGCUUGGUAUGCUACAUCGAAAGAGACAUUUUUCAAGCAAUUGAUAAUGAAGCUAUUAUGCAGCAUUUUCAAAAUAUGAAAACUCGUAGGAUUGAUUUGCCUAGGUUGCAGAAGUAAAUCAAGUAGUAUGUAAUGAACUAUAAUUUUUUGUUAAUUUAUUACGCUAUUGUUGUUCUUAUUAUAUUUUGGACACGCACUUUAAAAUUUUUAGUCUUUGGUUUGCCCCUCCUUGGACAAACCUCUGGCUCCGCCACUGGUUGUAUGUGACUUGAUAUGUGAUGUUGAGAUGAG